UGCUGGAGGCGGGGCCUAGCUGGACCGCAGCCAAAUUGGGCAUCUUUUUCGGAGAACGUAGAGCCGCCUAUGUAGAGCGAAGUGAAGCUGGAUAAACUGGGACCGAUGAUGUGGCGACCAUUACUUCUGCUGCUGCUGUUGCUGCUCAGACGCGGGACCCAGGGCAAGCCAUCCCCUGACGCAGGCCCUCAUGGCCAGGGCAGGGUGCACCAGACGGCCCCCCUGAGCGAGGCCCCUCACGAUGAUGCCCACGGGAACUUCCAGUACGACCAUGAGGCUUUCCUGGGACGGGAAGUGGCCAAGGAAUUCGACCAGCUCAGCCCAGAGGAAAGCCGAGCCCGACUGGGGCGCAUCGUGGACCGCAUGGACCGCGCGGGGGAUGGGGACGGCUGGGUGUCGCUGGCCGAGCUCCGUGCUUGGAUCUCGCAUACGCAGCAGCGGCACAUACGCGACUCGGUGAGCGCCGCCUGGAACACGUACGACACGGACCGCGACGGCCGUGUGGGUUGGGAGGAGCUGCGCAACGCCACCUAUGGCCACUACGCGCCGGGUGAAGAAUUUCACGAUGUGGAGGAUGCUGAGACCUACAAGAAGAUGCUGGCUCGGGAUGAGCGGCGGUUCCGGGUGGCGGACCAGGACGGGGACUCGAUGGCCACUCGGGAAGAGCUGACAGCUUUCUUGCACCCGGAAGAGUUCCCGCACAUGCGGGACAUCGUGAUAGCUGAAACCCUGGAGGAUCUGGACAAGAACAAGGAUGGUUACGUCCAAGUGGAUGAGUACAUCGCGGAUCUGUAUUCGGCCGAGCCCGGGGAGGAGGAGCCGGCCUGGGUCCAGGCCGAGCGGGAGCAAUUCCGGGACUUCCGCGAUCUGAACAAGGAUGGGCGGCUGGACGGCAGUGAGGUGGGCCACUGGGUGCUACCCCCGGCCCAGGACCAGCCGCUGGUGGAGGCCAACCACCUGCUACACGAGAGCGACACGGACAAGGAUGGGCGUUUGAGCAAGGCCGAGAUCCUGAGUAACUGGAACAUGUUCGUGGGCAGCCAGGCCACCAACUACGGCGAGGACCUGACACGUCACCAUGACGAGCUCUGAGCCCCAGGCCCCAGGGCGCCUGCUACGAGACUUGUAGCCCGACAGGGUGACCCAAGGAGGGGCCCCCGUGGCCAGACCCCCCCUCCCCAUCUGGACCUGUAGCAUGUGGACACCUCUAUCCACCCUGUGUCCCUCUGCCCGAGCUCUCAGGGACACAGCAGGUCAACUUCUCCAAGACACUGCAACACCCCCAGCCCUUCCCACCCCACCCUCAGGAGGCUCAGAGACCCAAAGGGUAAGUGAACAUCUGUUUCUCAUUGGCAGAAUCAUCCAGCCCAGCCCAGGGCUCCCCUCAAUACUAAGCUCAGGCUCCAAGAGCCUCCACUGAGCACCCCAGCUCCAAAUCUGAGCCUCAGAUCACACAGCAGAGAAACACUCCCCCUCACUGGCCUCAGACUCGCCUGCCCCCCGGCCCUGCCCCCAGGAUGCCUCCUCUCUGCCAGGGAGGCAAUAAACUCCAGUGCUGGGG
Molecule: messenger RNA, 1561 nt
Organism: Nyctereutes procyonoides (raccoon dog)
Lineage: Eukaryota; Metazoa; Chordata; Mammalia; Carnivora; Canidae
Gene: RCN3
Product: reticulocalbin 3
Exons: 7
Coding region: 106-1092 (328 amino acids)
Cellular component (GO): endoplasmic reticulum
Molecular function (GO): calcium ion binding
Source: RefSeq, a predicted model, not a curated record